Molecule: messenger RNA, 1782 nt
Organism: Lutzomyia longipalpis
Lineage: Eukaryota; Metazoa; Arthropoda; Insecta; Diptera; Psychodidae
Gene: wrapper
Product: hemicentin-2
Exons: 7
Coding region: 264-1748 (494 amino acids)
Biological process (GO): homophilic cell-cell adhesion; synapse organization
Cellular component (GO): plasma membrane; axon; neuronal cell body
Molecular function (GO): axon guidance receptor activity; protein binding
Source: RefSeq, a predicted model, not a curated record
CAUUCAUUCAGUGGAAGUUACUCGAGUAAGGCGGACGUCGCGGAUACCCGCGAGUCGCGUGUCUCUAGCACACACACUAUUCGUGUUCAUGUAGGAAGGUCAAGAGGUGGCGACCUACUUCAGGAUAUUUGUUACAAAAAUAAAAUAAAAAUUCCAUGUGAUUGUGCUCCUUUUUUUUACAACAAAGAACGCCUUUUCAAGGAUAUUUAGCCUCUAAGGACAGCCUUAUAUUAGAAAGUUUUAUAUAAUACUAUAAGAAAAAAAUGUUUAAAGUGUUGGUGAAGUUCUAUCAUGGAUUAAUUGCAUUUACUGCUCUCAAUUCUCUCGGGGUUUUUGGGCAUAAAUUGAGUGAUUUUUCCAGUGUACCUACAACGGUGAAAACCGUGGAAAAUGACACAGUUCUCCUACCAUGUUCCCACAAUGGCCCCUACACAAACAUUCGGUGGCUGCGAGAUGAGCUGCUGCUGGCUGAUUCGGGGAAUGCUGCCUUCACGCCACCCGAGAGGGUGCAGCUCUUCAGGAAUGGAAGCUUGCAAGUGACGAAUGUGAAGCUAGAGGACACGGGGGAGUAUCUGUGCCAAAUUGCGGGGGAUUUUGGCUUGGCAAUCCAACGCCAUGCCAUUGAGGUUCAGUAUCCCCCAUCAGUGAUCUCAUACCCCAGCGGUGAGGUGGCAAUGAAAGUGGGUGCUCUGUUUGAGAUUGUCUGCGACGCACGAGGGGUUCCCUUUCCCAUCAUCACGUGGCGACGUCCAGGAGACAAUGCCACGGAUACGGAUCACGUGGAGAGUCGCCGGAGGUUGCUGGUGGACGUGAAGAGUCGCAAUGAUGCCGGUCGCAUUGAAUGUGUGGCUGACAAUGGAUUCGGCACACCAGCAGUGUCAGGAAUACUCCUCGUUGUUCAGUUUGUACCGGAAGUGAAAGCCGAAGCGAGUAUCGUUCACACCAAGAUUGGGUUUCGUGCUACUCUUGAGUGCUCCGUCACGGCUGAGCCAAGUGCCGUGGUCCACUGGUUCCAUCACACAGCCCCCAUUGUGUUUGGCAACAGAAAAAUCACCCGUCAAGACACUGUCGUGUCUUCACGGUCCCAGGAGCAACUUCACACACGCUCCCGCCAUCUGCUCAUUGUGGACAAUGUUCAGGAUAUCGAUUUGGGCAUGUACGAGUGCAAAGCGGAAAAUAAGGUGGGCGUCAAGAGUGCCAUAAUCGAGCUCACGGGACGCCCAAUGCCAUCAAUCUUCAAACCAUCAACUAUUGCCUCAUCCCCAAUGACGCAUAAUCUAAUCUGGCAAACGGAGUCCUUGUCGCCAAUUGCGGAGUACAAAUUGCGCUUCCGGCAGGUGCCAACUGGGAAUCUCACCCCCAAUUCACGCCUUCCACCGCCUGAUUGGACGGAGCUCACAAUCCCCGGGGAAUUUUCCGAUGGACCCAUUCAUACGGCUGGAUAUGUUCUCCAUGGACUUGCAACGGGCAGCGUUUACGAGGUGGUUGUCUCGGCUCGCAAUCGAUACGGCUGGAGUGAUAUCAGCAAAAUUGUGAGAUUUGCCACAGCUGGAGAAAUUGAGGAAGCAACAAUUGUGUCCACAGAGACGAUUGAUUACGACCAAAUAGACGACAAUAUAAUUCCAGAUUUAAAUUCAUCGGGGAAUUAUGAUUACUCAACAUCCCGGAGUGCAGGAAGAUGUGGAGAAAUCACCUUGAGUAUGAUGUGUUUCGUAGUUUAUUGGAUAAGUUUGUACCAAGAGUGGUGAGAGAAGAUUAAAUUGGCAGUUAAGAUACGAUAAA